AAAUAAUAUAAUACAAACUUUAUACACAAGCUUGAUUUUUACCAACCGUCGCAAGUUUAUCCACUAUACCAUGUCUUAUAAGCCAACUGUCGCUGUCCUCGGAUCUAACGGGGUUUUGGGGAAGCCAGUCAUUGAAGCAUUAUCCUCGGAGCCCUUCUCCUCCAAGUUCCAGCUCCCAAUCCGGGUCAUCACCCGCUCCAAGGGUGAUCGUCACGACUCAGAAGAGGUCAAGUAUUACACUGCUUCACUUGACGAUACUGCCUCGUUCAAGGAUGCUCCCCACGGGGCCGAUGUGCUCAUCUCUUUGGUAGGGAAUGGUGCUGACCCAGCUGAUAUCUUGGAUGUUUUGGCGACUGCCCCAUCUCUCAAGGUGUACCUUCCAUCGCAAUUUGGCACAGAUUUGGAAAACACUCAAUAUCUUCCAGUCUUGGCCGGUAAGACCAACCAUACCAAGCAAGCCCGCACCCAAAACCCGAACGUAAUGGUUGUGGAUGUUAUCACGUCUCUCUUUGCCCAAGAGGAUCUGUUUGUUUACGAGAGGCCUCAGAUUUCUGGUGCCAAUCUCGAAAACAAGACCGCCACUUUCAGAGGCGAUCCAGCUUUCAAAUUUAACGUUUCAAAGUUCCCGGAUAUUGGAAAAUCUGUGGCUGUCAUUGCUUCCACACCAGUGGAAAAGUUGAAGGAUACCAUUAGAAUUUAUUCAGACAGUGUAUCACAAGAGGAGGUGGUUUCCCAAUGGGAGAAAGCGCACGGCACCAAGCUAGAAAGAAGUAGUAUUUCGGCCGAAGAAACUUUGAAAGAAGCCAAGGACAAGUUGACUGGCGGAUUCAAGGGCUCCGAUUUCGUGUUCUAUUUACAAACUUUCAUCUCACAAGGCGAAGGUAGGGGCUUGGCAUACCACAAUAUCCAUGACAGAGAGUUUGUGAAUCCGGGCGAGUCAUUGUGGAAGUGGGAAACAUUUUAGUUGUUGGUUUCGGCAAAGAUAUUCCUCGUCUGGAUGAGUAUGAUGGCGAGUAAUCAGUCAAUUUAAACCCAACUUAAUUUUUUUUUAUAUGGUUCUAUAAUUAUU
Molecule: messenger RNA, 1069 nt
Organism: Babjeviella inositovora NRRL Y-12698
Lineage: Eukaryota; Fungi; Ascomycota; Pichiomycetes; Serinales
Exons: 1
Coding region: 71-964 (297 amino acids)
Source: RefSeq, a predicted model, not a curated record